AUGUUUAACAUAUUUCUCUCUCUCUCUCUCUCACUCUCACUCUCUCUCUCUCUCUCUCACACACACACCUUCUUCCUUCUUUUCCUUCUACUCUGUCUCUCCAACUAUAUCUAUUUCCCUAUCUCCCGCUCCCUUUCCCAUUCUCUUUUUCUAUUCCCCCUCUCUCCCUCUCUCUCUCUAUCCUUAACCUUCUUUCUCUCUCUCUCCCCUUUCCCCUUUCUCUCAUUCUACUUCUCUCUAACUACUUCUACUUUCUCUAUCCCCAUUUAUCUUUCUCAUUCUUUCUUUCUAUUCCUCCCUCUUGCUACUCUUAUCCUUCUUUUUUCACUCUCUCUUCUUUCACUCUUUCCUUCCCGCUCAUUUUUUUCUCGCUCUCUUUAUCUAUCUGACUUUACCUCUUGUGCGAAAACUCGAAAUAAACUUCUUAUUUUUCUACUUCUUUUCUUUAUUUAUUUCCUUCUUUUUCAUUCUUUCUUUCUUUCUUUCUUUCUUUCUUUCUUUCUUUCUUUCUUUCUUUCUUUCUUAUUUCAGUUACUCUUUCUUUCUUCGCGUUUUUCUUUUUUUUUCAGUCACACUUUCUUUCCUUUUUUUGUUUCACUCUUUCUUUCCCCGCUUUCUUCUCCUAAGAUGCCUUCCAGCUCCUCCCGAACUCCAUCUAAAGCUAUUCCAUAUCUAUCUAUCUAUCUAUCUAUCUAUCUAUCUAUCUAUCUAUCUGAGGCUAUUCCAUAUCUAUCUAUCUAUCUAUCUAUCUAUCUAUCUAUCUAUCUAUCUAUCUAUCUAUCUAUUUAUUUGAGGCUAUUCCAUAUCUAUCUAUCUAUCUAUCUAUCUAUCUAUCUAUUUGAGGCUAUUUGA
This is a messenger RNA of Acanthosepion pharaonis, 852 nucleotides long. Lineage: Eukaryota; Metazoa; Mollusca; Cephalopoda; Sepiida; Sepiidae. The record is from the annotation of a GenBank genome assembly.